GUGGAUCAGCCGGAAAGUAGUUUGCCUGCCAAAAAUUGGAGGGGUUUGAGUCCUUCGUUCAUCGAGACUAUGUCAUUCAUGGAAGAAAGUGGAGAUUUCGAUGGAGCACUUCGGGAGAAAAAUGUUCCCAAGCCUCCGCCGCGAAGAAGGAGGCAAGCACAGGAGGGAGAGAACCAGUCGGAGCAGCAAGCCUCCAGCUCUCAAGUGCUGCCGAAACAAUCUGGAUGGUCCGCGUCAAACGAGUCUGCUCCUCCUGCCGGUCGACGACGAGGAGAUGACACGCAGGCAACGGAAGUGAACAACAACAUCGCAGCAUCUAAUGACGACGACGACAUCUUGAUCAUCCCCGACCUAGAAGGGGAGCACGAGGACGACCUGUCGACUGUGGUGGCGGAGCCUGGAGUGGUCGGGGGCGAAGCUCUGCCGACGUCGUUCAAAGACGAUUACGGGAGCCUUCCUCCCUCUCAGGUCAACGGCAUAGACCUGAGCCUCCUCUACGAACGCCUCCUUCCCUUGAAACAGCUGCGAGUCAAGGAGGGGAACUGGAACCCCGACAUGAUGCUCAACAACUUGAAGCAGGAGAUGCAGGAGGAGGCGGAUAAGAAGGAAGAGCAUAUGAGAGAAGAUACCGAAAGUCAGCCUUGAGGAUCGUUGAGGGGAUCGCGUGGGCUGCAAAUGGAAAUACAAACUGCGAUUGGCUGAUGAAUUCAAGCUAGUGAAGCAGAUGGUAAUGUUUGAAACUUUCCAAAUUUAAGCCAGCUGCC
Guillardia theta CCMP2712 is the source of this 764-nucleotide messenger RNA. RefSeq lists its product as hypothetical. NCBI's taxonomy places the organism in Eukaryota, Cryptophyceae, Pyrenomonadales, Geminigeraceae. The coding region runs from base 70 to 645 and encodes 191 amino acids. Gene Ontology annotation, biological process: intraciliary retrograde transport. Gene Ontology annotation, cellular component: cilium; intraciliary transport particle A. The transcript is spliced from 4 exons. The record is from RefSeq and is a predicted model, not a curated record.